Messenger RNA from Pygocentrus nattereri (red-bellied piranha), 5079 nucleotides. It is a transcript of the gene tbc1d14, whose product is annotated as TBC1 domain family, member 14. Gene Ontology annotation, cellular component: autophagosome; recycling endosome. The transcript has 14 exons. Bases 989 to 3037 code for a protein of 682 amino acids. Gene Ontology annotation, biological process: activation of GTPase activity; regulation of autophagosome assembly. Gene Ontology annotation, molecular function: GTPase activator activity. The record is from RefSeq and is a predicted model, not a curated record. NCBI's taxonomy places the organism in Eukaryota, Metazoa, Chordata, Actinopteri, Characiformes, Serrasalmidae.
AGGGAAGCUCGACUAAAGUCAGUGUGUACAGCAGGGAAGCUAGACUAAAGUCGGUGUGUACAGCGGGGAGGCUGUAGGCCACAGUCAGGUGUCGAAGGCGGUACACUAGGGGAAGUCAGCAGGCAGCAGGGGCAGUUUUCCGUCCUGAAUUGGAACAGCGCCGCUGUAGCGUCUCACUAACGCGGACUGAACGGUUUUAAUAACACCGAGCGUCUCUAAAAGCCCGACCUGUCCGCUUCAGAGCGUUUCCAGGCGUUUCACUAACGACACAUCGCGCUAGAGGACCCCGCUGGGCGGGAGACCCGGGCAGAGCUCCGCUCCGCGCUCCUCCCGGGAGAGUUGGUUAGCAUCUUCACGCUGAACUUCCUGAUGUUAGCGCGCCGCUGUAGGUGAGUGAAGAGCUCCGCGGAGCCGCGGCGGCUCACAGUGCGGGCGAAGCGAGCCGUGGGGAUGUGAGAGUGAGACAGGUGCUGGGUGAGACAGGUGCCGGGUCCCUCCGAGAGCAGCAGGGCUGGUGCUCCUGCCCCCAGGUGCUCAGGUCGAGGCGCUCGCGCUCUCCGGCGCACGCACUGUUGGGAAGUUUGUUUUAAGAUGGCGGCGGCGGCACCGGAGCAGCAGGUAGGUUAGCUAAGUUUACCGUUGACCUCAGACCCGCUUUGAGAAGAACCAGAGCGGUUCUGUCGCCGCACAGAGGCAGCAGGACCUCCGAUGGGUCUCCGUGCUGACCCUAGUCCGCGGUACCCGGCGAGCUGGGGCUGUAAUCAGCCGUGAAGUGAACGGGAAGCAGCUGCUAAGUGAAAUAAACACUGGCGGCAGCCGCUGGUCGACCUGCCCCGGGUUCGGGGACCAGCCCGGCUCUCCUGUGUUCACCCUGGGUUGUCGUUUAUUCGUUCCCCAGAGAGGAGAGGAAGAGAGAAGGUGAGGUGAUGAGACGAGUAAAGAGGACUCCAGCACCGCCAUCCACCUGCAGCAGCUCGGCCUGGAGAACAUGGCCCAGAUAACAGUGAAGGACCAGCCUGAAGCCUGGAGAACCUCUCAGACCAAACCAGAUUUACCUGCUGCUGAAGAUGGCUCACCAUUGGGACCACAAACCCCGGACCACCAAAAUGGCCCUGUGCCUCACUACUGCCUCCCCAGCUACAGUCCUGCCUUGCUCACCAACAGCCCCUGUGUCGAGGAGGACCAGUGCAGCGUGGCCUCGCAGGACUCCGGAAUCCCCACGUUGGAAAUAAACCCCCCCGAACACGUCCACGUCCAGCCGUACAGCCCGAAUGACGACGGCCCUGCCACGCUGACGCUGGAGUCCUCGGACGGAACUUUGCACAAGUCCUCCACGUUUCCCCGCAGCGGUCUGGAGUGGCGCCUCUUUAGCCCCCCCGGCGGCGUCCGUGCAGGGGGCGGCGCUUUGAACCGCAGUGACGAAAUCUCCGUCUGCAGCGUCUCCAGCCUGAGCACCGAGCUGUCGGCCACGCUGUCGCUGAGCAACGAUGACAUCAUUGACUUCAUGGUCACCUCAGACUCCAGCGCCGUCGUCACCUUCGAGAACAACAGCGACAUGGUCGUCAGUGCCUCACGGUUCUCGGAAGCGUCACUGCCGCCCUCUGACGACCUGCCGCAGAGUCACCAGGGGGCGCUGACACCAGGGGAGCUGAGACUGAAGAGGACUAGUCCCAUCUUGAGCUUCAUCAACAGGAAUCUUUUUUCUAAGAAGCUGAAGGGCGUAAGUGCUGCCGAUGGUCACAGAGAGCCGGGCUGGAGGCUGUUUGGUCGAGUUCCUCCCUCAAACCCCAAAGCAGCGCUGAAGGAAAAUGAAAGGGGUGCUCAAGCCGGUGAUUCUCCAUCUCCCAGACAGAGUGUGAGGAAGAACCUGGAGUUCGAGCCGCUCUCCACUACAGCACUCAUACUGGAGCACCGCCCAGCGAACCUGCCAGCGAAGCCAGCAGAGGAGGCUGAGAAACACCAGCAGCAGUAUGAGGAGAUGGUCGCGCAGGCCAAGAAGAGAGAGCUGAGAGAAGCUCAGAAGAGGAAGAAGCAGUUGGAGGACCGAGUGAAGCAGGAGGAAAACAUCGGCAAUGCUGCCCUCACCUGGAGCCAGGAGAUACUGCCCAACUGGACCACGAUGUGUUCGUCUAAGCGGGUGAAAGAGUUGUGGUGGCAGGGAGUGCCCCCUAGUGUCAGAGGUAGAGUGUGGAGUCUGGCCAUCGGCAACGACCUCAACAUCACACACGAGCUGUAUGAUAUCUGUUUGGCGAGAGCGAAGGAGAGGUGGAACGCUUCUUCUGCCCCAUCCACCACUACCGACACUGAUACUGGAGAUGCAGGUUCGUCUCAUGCGGAUCGGGAGGCCAGUCUAGAGCUGAUAAAGCUGGACAUUUCCAGAACGUUCCCCAGCCUCUGUAUAUUUCAGAAGGGAGGCCCGUAUCAUGAUGUGCUGCACAGCAUUCUGGGAGCUUACACAUGUUACCGGCCAGAUGUGGGAUACGUGCAGGGGAUGUCGUUUAUCGCGGCCGUGCUGAUCCUGAACAUGCACACUGCUGAUGCCUUCAUUGCUUUUGCCAACCUGCUGAAUAAACCCUGUCAGAUGGCUUUCUACAGGGUGGACCAUAGCCUUAUGCUGACAUAUUUUGCUGCAUUUGAAGUGUUCUUUGAAGAAAACCUACCAAAGCUAUUUGCACAUUUUAAGAGCAACAACUUGACCCCUGAUAUUUAUCUGAUCGACUGGAUCUUCACUCUGUACAGUAAAUCCCUCCCACUGGACGUGGCGUGUCGUGUGUGGGACGUGUUUUGCCGGGAUGGUGAGGAAUUCCUUUUCCGCACCGCUCUGGGAAUCCUGCGGCUGUACGAGGACGUGCUCACUCACAUGGACUUCAUCCACAACGCUCAGUUCCUCACACGGCUCCCCGAACACAUCAAUGCUCACACGCUCUUCUCCUCUAUCGCAGCCGUCAGCAUGAGCUGCAGGAACAGGAAGUGGACUCAGGUUCUUCACACUCUUCAGAAAGACCCGGAACGGGCCAGUCCUGUACUGAAGCGCUGAGGGGAAACACCUCGCGUACCUGGAGCAACGGAGACGAGAAGACCCAGCAGCCUCGGUGUGAGCAGAACCUUAAGACCCGGGACCUUCGUACCUCUUCUAUCUGCUGGACUCCAGGAGUCAAACCCUCCGGCGGUUCAAUCACGCUGCACUUCAGGAGAUACUGUGGACAAAACUCUCCUUUGGGCAUGAAGAAGGCGUCACACUAAUACACACCUUAAAGCAACGGUUUGACCAAAAAUCAGAUUCUCCCGGUCACCCCCGCCAGAAAUGUGGUCUUUCAGCCAAGACAUGUGAGGUGUCCUUAGUCUUUGCACUGGAGCUACAAAGCUAAUAGCCAUUUAGCUAACAAAUAACAGAAGCUUUUAGCCAUGUAAGCGCAUCACGUAGCCAAAAACAGUAGCAGCAACCAUAUUGAGUCGUGAAUGUCUAUAUUUUUGUCCAUUUUUAUAAAUGACCAGUGUGUCCUACAUGCAUACAGUAUGUCAUACAGAGGAACAGUGACUCACAAACCAUAAGAGCAAGUCUGUUUGAGGAUACAGCUCAGCUAAUGUAGCUCGCAAGUGAAGAAGGACGGUUUAAGAAGCUGUUUAGAUUUUUUAAAAAUGGAAUAAAUGAACUGUUGCUAAUUAUAUACAAUAAAAUAAUGACCGUCAUUCAUGGCCUUUGACCCAUAUUAUCUAAAACUCAUUUUACUUGAACUCCUAUUAAUGGAAGCUUCCAGUCCACCAAUUAGCGUCUUGCACACCGCAUGCCUCGUUACACAUUUACCUCAGUCCGUGUUCAUCUAAAGAAACUUCAGAAACCAAACGUGCUUUGGCUGAUGAGCCAGAGGGGGUGACCGUAAAUCUGAUUUUUGGAUGGAUAAUCACUUUAAACUGUGUUUAAGGUUUGUUUGUCCAGCUUUGCUGAUAUGGACAAUGAAUUGGAGCUCUGAUGGUUUUCAGCUCUCGUCCUUCCAUCCUCGAUCUCCAACCAGGCCACUUUCACUCUGUGCUGAGCUACAGCACUAAAACUGGAACUUCUUUGGGGUUUGUCCACUAUGUUUGUGUGUGUGUGUGUGUGUGUGUGUGUGUGUGUGUGUGUGUGUGUGUGUGUGUGUGUGUGUGUGUGUGUGUAAAUGAGAUACUGACAUCAAAACAUCUGCUUAAUGAAAUGGUUUUAUCAACUUCCGAACGUGAAAAGGGUCCAAGUGUGUUAUUUAAAGCUGGAUUUGUGGAUUCUCGCAUUAAGUUUGGGUCCCCAGAUUGCCUCUAUUUGGGCCAGGUGUCCUGCCCAUACUAUAAAGUAAUGUAUUGCAAAUACUGAGUAUAUUCUAUUUAUAUUUUAUAAUAUAUUGACAACAUAUAAUAAUAUAUUUCAUUGCCCCAGAACUACUAAUGUCUAAUCAUUCAAAUCAUCGCUGUCAUAACAGAACCUCAAAUAUCAGGACAUGGGAGAAGGAAAGAAGCGCCCCAUUUUAACGUACAUUAAUGAAAUUAGACCUUUCGAAGUAGUUUUGGACUUUCUGUGGGCACUUCCUUUUGCAAAAAUGGUGCAAAAGAUGCGGAGAUAGAUGGAUGUGAAAUGACCGUGAUGACAUUAUGCUGGAUAGGGUUCCAGAUGCCCUUUUUUUAGGUAAAUUUGUUUCAGGGUGUGUGUCCGGACCCUGCGAUCAACAGUCUCAAACGAGUUUGUUUGGUUUUGGUCUUCAGAUUUGACCACUGUGUUACUUUCUUUCUGUUUUUUGUGGUACACGAGUGUCUGAUUUGAAGUUUUCGUUUGUUUGUUUUGCUUUGCAUAUUUGCUUGGUUUGUUUAUUUUUCAGCCAGUUGUGAAGAUUGCAUCUGUGGUGGCUGAUUUGUGGUAAUGGAUCUGUAUUUGUUGGUCUGUCUGGUCUGAAAAAGCUGCACUUGGUCUCUGUAUGACUGAAGUGUCCUCUGGAGAUGCUUCUGAUGAGGAAGUUCUACACGAGACGAACUAGAAAGCACUCGGUGUGGGACAUGGAGGACAGAAUGACUCAGAAUGAGCUGAUUAAACGAAUAAAUAAUCAAUCAAUCACGAAA